AUGACUUUGAUCUUGGCUUUAACCAGUCCAUCUCAUUUGAAGAGUGCCAAAAUAUCUGCUUGAGCACGUGCUCUUGCAUUGCUUUCUUACCGGCUAACUGGAACUGGUGUUUGUUACCCUAAAGGCCUCCUGUUCAAUGGUUACAAGUCUCCUGCAUUCCCAGGAACUUUAUAUCUUAAAGUGCCCUACAGCACAAAUUUACAGGCCUCAUCAACACAAUCAGCUCUCACAUGCUCCCCUGGCAGUCAGGAGAUUGCAACACCUUCAGAUCACCCAAGAUGGCUAUAUUUCUAUAUAUUCCCUGGAGUAUUCGGAGCCUUGGAACUAAUUUUCAUUCUAACAGCUUGGUGGUUUCUUUCCAUAAGGAAUGACAUUCAGAAUUCAGCAGAGGGAGGUUACAUGAUGAUAAGAAAUCAAUUCAGGGGGUUUACUUACCAAGAGCUGAAGGAAGCAACAGGAAAAUUCAGGGAAGAGCUUGGAAGAGGUAGUUCUGGAAUCGUAUACAGAGGAGUACUCAAAGAUAAGAGGGUCAUUGCAGUGAAGAAGCUCAUCGAUGUCACACGAGGCGAAGUUGAAUUCCAGGCAGAAAUGAGUGUUAUCGGUAAGAUAAACCACAUGAAUUUGGUCAGGAUAUGGGGCUUCUGCUCAGAAGGAAAACAUAAGCUACUGGUUUAUGAAUAUGUGGAGAAUGAGUCACUGGACAGGUAUCUGUUCAAUACCAUGGGUACUGAAAGAUUGCUCGUGUGGAAAGAUCGUUUCAAUAUUGCCUUGGGAGCAGCAAGGGCACUGGCUUAUCUCCACCAUGACUGUCUUGAGUGGGUUUUCCAUUGUGAUGUGAAGCCUGAGAACAUACUCUUGACCCGAGAUUUCGAAGCCAAGAUAGCAGACUUCGGACUAUCAAAAUUGUAUAAGAGAGAGGGCUCCAGCUUCAACUUCUCACAAAUGCGAGGAACAAUGGGCUACAUGGCUCCGGAGUGGGCAACUAAUUUGCCAAUCAAUGCAAAGGUAGAUGUCUACAGCUAUGGAGUGGUGCUUCUGGAAAUUGUGGCUGGACAGAGAAUUUCAAGUCAUACAACCAGGGAAGGGAAAGUUACCAAGUUAAAGCAAUUUAUCGAGAAUGUAAAGGAAGCUCUUGCUACUGGGGAUACUAAGUGCAUAGUGGAUGGUAGGCUACAUGGGCAAUUUAAUUCUGAGCAGGCAAUGGUUAUGUUGAUAGUUGCUGUAUCAUGUCUUGAAGAAGAAAGAAGCAAGAGGCCGACCAUGCAUGAAGUUGUCAAAAGUCUCCUGGAUUGUGAAGAGUAAAUUGGUCAUUUUUGCUAAUCAAUGAACCUGAAAGCAGUAGGGACGAAAAGCAGUAAGAGAAGGAGUAAGCUUGGCAUUGAUAGCAAUGUUUUGCAAACAUAUGUACUUUCUGACCCAUCAAGGAAAAGGAUAAGGCAUUACUUGUAGUCCUGUGUCAUUUAGCCAAUAACCAUAUUUUGUCCUUUUCCUGUGAAAAUCAAGAUAAUGCAGUGUUUAGUUAUUGACUUAUUUUAAGAUUUAUCAGGAAUUUUAUGUAAUCUUUUAAAAAAAUGUAUUUUGUUUUUUUCUUUUGUUCUUGAGACAUACAAUUGUAGGUAAAUCUCUCAGGUUCUUUAAAGACAGAUAAGCCGAAAUAAAAGGGGUAUCUAGUCCCUGAAGCACUAA
Oryza sativa Japonica Group (Japanese rice) is the source of this 1686-nucleotide messenger RNA. Its product is annotated as putative receptor protein kinase ZmPK1. The record is from RefSeq and is a predicted model, not a curated record. Gene Ontology annotation, biological process: protein phosphorylation; recognition of pollen. Gene Ontology annotation, molecular function: ATP binding; protein serine/threonine kinase activity. NCBI's taxonomy places the organism in Eukaryota, Viridiplantae, Streptophyta, Magnoliopsida, Poales, Poaceae.